Haliotis rubra (blacklip abalone) is the source of this 1907-nucleotide messenger RNA. RefSeq lists its product as uncharacterized. The coding region runs from base 719 to 1435 and encodes 238 amino acids. The record is from RefSeq and is a predicted model, not a curated record. The transcript is spliced from 7 exons. Lineage: Eukaryota; Metazoa; Mollusca; Gastropoda; Lepetellida; Haliotidae.
CAGCUGAAAGUUGUUGCGGGUGUUAAAUAUAGGCGCCGUUUUUCAUCCAGCCAUUUGCUGUAUAUUUUGCUUGAUGAAUAGCUGGAGGCAACUUUAGUCGUGCUCAGGAUUGCAUGAUAAGGUGUGGCGUGAUUUCAUCUCAAAUGUAUAUUUAGUACACAUACGUAAUAACAAUCAUAAUACCUAACCUUGGAUGCACAUGGAUGUGAUCACAGAAAACAAUGCCAGGAUAAUCAUUGGCCUCUUAUGUACACAGUUUUCAUAUAUACAUGUAUACAUACACACACACACACACACAUACAUAUUACGGAGAAAUACGGAUUUAAGUAACACCAUCCCUGUCCCUCGUACUCCAGAUUUACUUCCUGGUAGAGGACCUUGACAUGGCUGACUGAGUGACAAGACAAUGGCUACGUGUAUGAGCUGGUGGUAGUAUAUUCCAGUGCUGUGCUUCACCUUUCAGUCGGUUAACACAGGUGAGGUGCCCACAACAUACACCAGUAAAGCUUGCUAUGGUACUUCGGGCCUAUCCUGUACUCGGCACUACAUCAGCUGCAGAAAUACCCAGAGUAUCGCUAUCUCUGACGCCUACUAUACCACCAAUACAGAAUGUAGCGCCUCAGGACUCUCAAGCUGCAACGUCAACCCGGAUGGUGUGAAAGAAGACGGAUAUCUCAGGUUCACCGUCGAGCUGGUCCCCAUCUACAGCCGAUGCUCUAUGCAGACAGAGUGUGUGUAUCCUGCUCCCAGGCGAGUGCUGGGUCGCACAUUCUCUGUUGUGAAAUAUCGGUGUAUUAAACGUAAUAAAUCAGUACGCAUAGAUGGUGGCAUGGCAAACGGCAUAUCCCAAGUUUCUGUCAUUUCUGGCGACAAACGGUUACCAUCGAAUUCUUCUACGUUAAAAUCCUCCAGAUAUAUGUGCUGGCUACAGCCCAACAGGACGGAUGUAGAUAUAACGGUAUACACACUUGAUGCACGUUUGAGGAGUGGUAUCCAGCCAGACUGCUUAUCACAGCCAACUGUCCAAAUUGGGAAUAUAAUCACAGUGACUACAUGCAAUAACCUGUUUCUACCGUUUGAGAAACUGAAAAUAUCACAGAAUCUCCCCAAAUCGAUAACCUUCUUGGAUAAACCCAAACAGAAAACCUUACUAUGGCUUUUGAUAACAGCAACAAACCCUUUCAGCAUCAAGUGUGAACAUGUUCAAGUGCAAACUAAAGGUACCAGUGGAGUAACAACGAUGGCAAGUUACAACAUCACUUCAAAGUGGACUACAGAAGAAAGGCUACAAACAACAGAAGGUAAUGAGCCAUUGAUGGAAAUCCGCAGAACAAAAAUUCUUGACGAGAUAGCUGGAAUUUGCCGGAUGGAACCCGAGCUAAUAUCGGUGCAGUUAUGGGCGGAGUUGCUGCAACCGUCCUUGCAGUGUCAGUAACAGCAUUCUUCAUAGUGAGGCUCAUCCGAAAAAGAGUUUGUGCAAGAAACCGAGAAGGAAACACACUCUCUUCCUGACUUAAAAAGUGAUAAUACAUAUUGUUUGGCCAGGAACAUCCCACAGAUUGUCAAACAUGUUGCAGGGGAUCUGAAGGCAUAGGACAGCUCAAGUGAUUAUGAUUAUGCUACUGCCGAUGGCACGUCGCUUCAACCAGACACUUAUGCCACCUAUGACCCGGACGCCUUUGUUGCUGAAUCCGAUUAUAAUCUCAUUGAUGACAAACCUCUUCCCAUGACCACAUGACCACUGACCACACAACGUCCUCGGCUACCCAAGCCACCCACACAGGAAGGCAUAUUAGGGAAGAUGAGUAUGGAUACAAUCUUUUACAAAAGACGAACAGCAAGACACUCCAGAAUGAUUACGACACUACUGCUUCUGUAGCGAAGGCAGUUGCACAGCUGAGCGGAAU